AUGGCAGGAAAAAGGAAGACCAAGAAGACAAAGAAGACGAAGAUCAAGAAGCAGAAGAUCGUAGAUGAAUUUCAAUUACGCAGGGAUCUGAGGGAUCUGACAAAAAUGACGGAGUCCACGGACCUAGUGCAAGAAACUGCGAUACUCGCGCAGGACGAACCAAAGUAUUCCGAAAAUAUUAGAAUCGGUGGCAUAGAAGGAGGUGGUACACAUUCUACGCUUGUAAUACUCGACGGAAAAGGUGCGAAACUAACGGAAAUUAAAGGACCAAACACUAAUCAUUGGCAACUUGGGAUAGAUGAAACAGUUGCUAGACUCAGCGCGAUGAUAGAAAAGGGAAAACAAGCAUUAGAUAUACCAGAAUCCGUUCCUUUAGAUUGCGUAGGGCUCAGUUUAAGUGGUUGCGAAGAGGAAACCACUAAUCGUCAGCUCGUAGAAACUUUGCUGCAAAAAUAUCCAAACUCUGCUAAAGAUUACGUUGUCAAUUCGGAUACUCUUGGUAGUCUUCGAACUGGUUUAGAAUCUGGUGGAAUUGUGUUAAUCGCCGGAACAGGUAGCAAUGCUUUGCUCAUUAAUCCUGACGGGAAGAGUCAUGGAUGCGGAGGAUGGGGACACAUGAUGGGCGAUGAGGGAAGUGCUUACGGGAUCGCUCAUCGCGCCUGCAAAUAUGUAUUUGAUGAUAUUGAUGACUUAGCGAAAGCACCAGAACCCAUAAGCUACGUAUGGCCGGCGAUGAGAAGUUAUUUCAACGUGACCGACAGAAAUGGCAUAUUGCCGUAUCUCUACGCGAAUUUUGCCAAGAAUGUCAUCGCCAAUUUCGCCAAAGAAGUCGCGGUCGGUUGCGAGAGAGAUGAUCCUCUCUGCCUGAAGAUCUUUGAAGAAGCUGGUCAUCUUCUGGCGAAGCACAUUAUUGCUCUCUCGAAAAAGGCACAUAACGACCUUAAGUUAGCUCAUGGUGGAUUAAAAGUGAUCUGCGUCGGAUCUGUGUGGAAGUCGUGGAAAUUCAUGAAGAGUGGUUUUGUGAAUGAGAUUCAUAACAAGCGCGUCAUAGAAGAAUUGAGUCUAUUGCGUUUGACGACAACGUCGGCAUUGGGCGCCUGUUAUUUAGCCGCAGAAAAAAUCAAUUGUCCAUUCGUUAAACCGUACGACAGCAACGUUGAAAUCUUCUUUCAUUAUAAGCGCGACAAUUAUCUGGAAAAACAAAUGACGGAGUCAAAAAAUCAUACGCUAGCUUCCGAUGUCCCUGUUUGCGAAAACGGAGGAAGUACAUGAUAAAACAUAAAUAAAUAUUUUAUAUAAUACUAAA
This is a messenger RNA of Nylanderia fulva, 1306 nucleotides long. RefSeq names its product N-acetylglucosamine kinase (gene Nagk). The record is from RefSeq and is a predicted model, not a curated record. NCBI's taxonomy places the organism in Eukaryota, Metazoa, Arthropoda, Insecta, Hymenoptera, Formicidae. Gene Ontology annotation, molecular function: N-acetylglucosamine kinase activity.